Molecule: messenger RNA, 737 nt
Organism: Erythranthe guttata (spotted monkey flower)
Lineage: Eukaryota; Viridiplantae; Streptophyta; Magnoliopsida; Lamiales; Phrymaceae
Source: RefSeq, a predicted model, not a curated record
CAUGGCUGAAACUAUCAACAAGUGCAGAAGAAUCCAUGUCAAACUCAUCUUUCUUCUCUUCUUCAUCUUCAUCUUCUUCAUCGUGCAUGCAGGAGGAGCAAACCAGGGGCAAACAGAGUCUGCACAGAGCAGAAUGUCAGUUACAGAUGCUGCCAAGACUCUGUUUUCUCUCCCCACCACCAUUUCCCCAUUCACCUGGUUCCACAAGCUCAAGUCACUCUUCAUACAUCCCCCAAACCUAGAUUUCCGUGAAGGGUCGGAAGGGGCGGCGGAGAAGGUUAAGGAGGCGGUGGUGAAGAGUUUGGAUAAGAGCAAGUCAACAGUUGAAGAAUCUGCUAAAACCGCUGCGGAAUUGGCGGAGGAAGCUGUGGGUAAGACUGUAAAUAAGCUGUCAGGUAAAGGGGAACAACACCACACUGCUGAUCAUGAACCAGAACUCUGAUCUGAUCAAUCAACUUCUUUUUUUUCUCGAAACCCUUUUCGUAUUACUGUAUUAUUAUGUGUUGCUAUUGUUAUAUGUGUACACACCUGAAGAAGUUGGUUAACUCCAUUCCUCAUGCUUUAAGAACACAAAACCUACUAGACAAUGCAGAUAUGAACCAAAAUAAAAGAAACAUCGUUUUAUUCGACUCGAUUGGCAUUAGUUGAUUCGAUCUCCGAUGGUUGAUCUGUAAAGCAAACUAACGGAUCUAUCUGCGUUUAUUAACAAAAAAGAAAAAUGAAAACAAUGCAACUAA